UUUAAGAAAUUCCGACAGUUUGCUUUAAAUCGUCGAUUAAGAAACAAGUUGCAUAGUGCCUUUCAAGUUAAGCGAUUUUUUGUGUUUCCGAAUAAAAUGAAGUACAUUUUGCUGUUAUUACUGGUGUUUAAGUUUUACACAACAACCGAAACAUUGGAUUUGUCCGAUGUGGGGAAAUCAGCGGUUGAUGUGGCCAAAGGUGUCAUUGAUAAAAUUCCGGAUUCCAUUCCAAAGCCAGAGGAUUUAUUUCAAGCUGGCAAAAAUCUCAUAGCCGGCUAUCCAUUCCAACAAGUUUUCUCGGCUAUCAACACAUUUUGUUCGGCAGCGCUGUCGGCCAAAAGUGUACAACCACGUUCGAUGCCAAAUAUUGGGAACAUGAGCUAUGUUCUGAAAACGAAAAAUAAAAACAUUUCCGUACCGCUGGAUUCACCGGAAGAACUAUGGAAACUGAAGGAAUUCAACCCAAAACUGCCACUCGUGAUGGUUAUAACGGGAUGGACAACGAACUUUAACGAUACCGAGAAUCCCACACUUGAUAAAAUUUACGACGCAUAUCGGUGCCGAGGAAAUGUUAACUUUGUGACUGUUGACACAGCUGGGUUCGUUGAUACGUUGUAUAGUUGGUCGGCCUUUAACACUGAGGAAAUCGGAAAUGUUAUUGCUAAUUCGUUGAAACAUUUGAUACUGACUUAUCCCAUUGAAAAAAUACACCUUAUCGGCCACAGUCUUGGAGCUCAUAUUGCUGGUUCGGCUGGUAGAAAUUUGAAUUACAAAACGAACAAGCUCAUUCCUCGAAUAACUGGUUUAGAUCCGGCAAAUCCAUGCUUCAAUCCCGGUGAAAAUUUGACGGGUUUAGCUCGAGGCGAUGCCGAUUUUGUCGAUGUAAUACACACAAAUGCAGGCGCUUUGGGUAGACGGGAUCCUCUAGGUGACAUUGACUUCUUUCCGAAUGGUGUUCAACCACUUCCACCGGGUUGUUUGUCAAUCAGUUGCGCGCAUCAAAGAGCACCAGAGUUCUAUGCUGAGUCAGUAUACCCCGGUAAUGAAUUCAACUUUAUGGCAGUCAAAUGUGGAUCAUUAUCCGCAUUAAAUGGAAAAUAUUGUCCAGGAAAGCCGAUUCCAAUGGGCUACGCAACUCCGUUGAAUAUAAAAGGAAACUACUUUUUAAAAACAAACGAAGAAAGCCCGUACGGUUUAAAUGCGACGAAAGAUUUUAAACCGGUUUGCAACGCAUGACUAACCGACAAUUACAGUAAUGACUCGACAAAUUCACCAAAGGCCAAUGGAAGUGGUACGAUGAUUUACAGUUUGAGCAAAAUCACUCAAAUUCUAAUACUUUUACUGAUUUCCAUUAUUAUCAAAUGAACAAAAACCCAUUGUUUGUGUUUUCAUGCGAAUUUUGUUCAUUUUAAAAAAUCAUAUACGUCUUUGGAUCAAAUAAAUACAAAAGAAAUUCGUGCGUCAUGAAAAUUGGUGGAAUUACCGAGUCAAUACUGUAAUUGGUGUUCAAAAAAAUAUGUAAUAUAAAAACUGCAUUUUGAUUUUUGAUUUGAAUUGUUAAACGAUUUCAAUAAAUUCGCCAUAUUUCACUUUAAUAAAGAUAAUUCACAUUGGUAUAACUAGA
Messenger RNA from Contarinia nasturtii (swede midge), 1624 nucleotides. RefSeq names its product vitellogenin-2-like. Gene Ontology annotation, molecular function: lipase activity. NCBI's taxonomy places the organism in Eukaryota, Metazoa, Arthropoda, Insecta, Diptera, Cecidomyiidae. Gene Ontology annotation, biological process: lipid metabolic process. The transcript is spliced from 12 exons. The record is from RefSeq and is a predicted model, not a curated record. Bases 97 to 1236 code for a protein of 379 amino acids.